UCAUGGUAAACAAAAGCUAUAUAUGAUAUCGGAGAGUGGCUAGAGUUUAAAGUACUAUGAAUGCCUUAUUUGCAGGGAGAGGCAUUCCAAGAAUCUAGGUAAUUGCUGGAUGGGUUUUUAGAGGGAAAGAGAAAGUUGAACUUGUAGGUUUGCCAAGGACUCUGUGCCCUUCUUUAGGUAGAGGGUGUGGGGGUCGGGCUUCCCAGAUAGGUCAGAAAAGGGGAAUCUGCACUGGAAAAGUGAGACCUCCAUUUUUGUGCUGAGCUCAGAGGUGCUAUCCUGACAUGAUAGACUUUGAUCUUAAGUAGCAGGGUUUCCCAACAGAGGCAUAUAAACAAAUAAUAAUAAUGAAUAAUUUAAAGUAACUCACUCCUAUCUGCUACAACUGGGAAAGGCAUGAAAGCACAUUCCAAGAACAGUUCUGUGGUUUUUGAAGAAAUUGAGGUCACAAGGUUCUUGUCUUUGUUUCUUUGACACUUUCUCACAAGCACUCAGAAUUCCUUCGUAUGACUCCAUUCUUUGAACUGUGUUCCAACACUAUCCCAUUGUGGACAGUUCCACAUUUAGGCUCUCUUCUCUGGUGAUUCUAGAUUGUGUCUAGUUGACAAUUAGAGCUGUCACACCACCUCAAUUAACCUACCCUAGAAAAUCCCUCAUAAACAUGUCCCGCCUGUCCAAUACUAAUCCACAUUACCGAUCACAAGGGGGUGGCAAGCUUUUGAAAAGGUGCUGAAGAUGGUUUUCUCUCAGGUUUGUUCUAUACCUUUACUUUUGUCAGUGUGCUGUCACCGUUGCCUGGCCUGAAGACGGAAAACCACAUUUAGUUGGCCUGCUCUCACAACUCCAAAUUGAGCUUGACGGGUGUGGGACAGGGCCAGUAUACAUCCUCUGAGGUGUUUCAUGUGCCUGGGACUAGGUAACCACUUAGUGGUUCUGAUUGCCCUUCACUCCAAGUCUUGGCAAACAUGGCUGUAAGCAUUCAUUGGUUUCCCUGUAGGAGUAGGAAAUGUGAGAUUCUGUGAGGUGUAGGACCCCUCGCUAAGUGUCUGUGCAAACACCUAAAAAUUCCUGGUCCUAGACUUAGACUACACUGAAAGUCACCUAUCGGUCCUUCUUGGAAGAGUUGUGGGCUAGCCUUGGGUCGGAAGGGGAAAGGGUUGUCCUGCUCCUUUCUUCAAGUGGCUGUGGCCUGUGUUUCUCCUGUGGGUAUAACGAAGGCAGCCAGCUCUUUCAAGAGGAGUGUUUGGGAAUGCUUGUUUCUAGGGGGAAGAACGUUAGGACUAAGUGGUUUGUUUUUUUUUUUUUUAAUAGAUGCUUGUGUAAUAUAGAUUUCAGGUGCAGAGAAGAUCAUAACCCUAUUCUUGGGAGAUCAGCAGGCAGUUCUGGCCAAACAAGAGACCAAGCAGGAUUGCUGCAUGAAAACUGAGCUGCUAAGGGAAGAUACACCUAUGGCUGCUGAUGAAGGUUCCACAGAGAAACAAGAAGGAGAGACUCCCAUGGCUGCAGAUGGAGAAACAAAUGGGUCUUGUGAAAAGAGUGGGGAUCCCAGCCAUCCAAAUGCACCCAAACAUACUCAGGAGAACACAAGAGCUAGCCCACAGGAAGGUACCAACAGAGUGUCUCGGGUGGCAGAAAAUGGGGUUUCAGAAAGAGACACAGAAGUGGGGAAGCAAAACCAUGUCACAGCUGACGACUUCAUGCAGACAUCUGUCAUUGGCAGCAAUGGAUAUUUCUUAAAUAAACCAGCCCUGCAGGGGCAGCCGUUGAGGACUCCCAACAUUCUAACCUCCUCGCUUCCUGGUCAUGCUGCAAAAACUCUUCCUGGAGGAGCCAGUAAAUGCAGGACUCUGAGUGCACUUCCUCAGACACCAACCACAGCACCCACUGUGCCUGGGGAAGGGAGUGCAGACACAGAGGACAGAAAGCCUACAGCCUCGGGCACUGAUGUCAGGGUUCACAGGGCACGCAAGACCAUGCCGAAGUCCAUCCUGGGCCUGCAUGCAGCCAGCAAAGACCAUAGAGAAGUUCAAGACCAUAAGGAACCAAAAGAGGAUAUCAGCAGAAACAUUUCUGAAUGUGGACGACAGCAGCUUUUACCAACCUUCCCAGCCCUCCACCAGUCGCUACCUCAGAAUCAGUGCUACAUGGCCACCACAAAGUCCCAGACAGCUUGCUUGCCUUUUGUUUUAGCAGCUGCAGUAUCUCGGAAGAAAAAACGAAGAAUGGGAACCUAUAGUUUAGUUCCCAAGAAAAAGACCAAAGUAUUAAAACAGAGGACGGUGAUUGAGAUGUUUAAAAGCAUAACCCAUUCCACUGUGGGCGCCAAGGGUGAGAAAGCCUUAGAUGAUAGUGCCCUGCAUGUAAAUGGCGAGAGCUUGGAGAUGGACUCAGAAGAUGAAGACUCCGAUGAGCUGGAGGAUGAUGAGGACCAUGGAGCUGAGCAAGCUGCUGCAUUUCCCACCGAGGACAGUAGGACUUCUAAAGAGAGCAUGUCUGAGACUGACCGGGCUGCAAAGAUGGAUGGAGAUUCAGAGGAGGAACAGGAGUCUCCCGACACAGGGGAGGAUGAAGAUGGUGGAGACGAGUCUGACCUGAGUUCUGAAUCCAGUAUCAAGAAGAAAUUUCUCAAGAGGAGAGGGAAGACUGACAGCCCCUGGAUCAAACCUGCUCGGAAAAGGAGGCGGAGAAGUAGAAAGAAGCCAAGCAGCAUGCUUGGUUCCGAGGCUUGUAAGUCAUCUCCAGGAAGCAUGGAGCAGGCAGCUCUGGGAGACAGCGCUGGCUAUAUGGAAGUUUCCCUGGAUUCCCUGGAUCUCCGUGUCAGAGGAAUUCUGUCUUCCCAGACAGAAAAUGAAGGGCUGGCCAAUGGUCCGGAUGUGCUGGAGACGGACGGCCUCCAGGAAGUGCCUCUCUGCAGCUGCCGAAUGGAAACCCCCAAGAGCCGCGAGAUCAGCACCCUGGCCAACAACCAGUGCAUGGCCACUGAGAGCGUGGAUCACGAAUUGGGCCGGUGUACAAACAGCGUGGUCAAGUAUGAGCUGAUGCGCCCAUCCAACAAAGCACCGCUCUUGGUGUUGUGUGAAGAUCAUCGGGGUCGCAUGGUGAAACACCAGUGCUGUCCUGGCUGCGGCUACUUCUGCACGGCGGGUAACUUCAUGGAAUGUCAGCCUGAGAGCAGCAUCUCGCAUCGUUUCCAUAAGGACUGUGCCUCUCGAGUCAACAAUGCCAGCUACUGUCCCCAUUGUGGGGAAGAAGCUUCCAAGGCCAAAGAGGUGACCAUAGCAAAAGCAGACACAACUUCUACAGUGACCCUAGCCCCUGGACAGGAGAAGAGCCUGGCUGCUGAAGGCAGGGCUGACACGACCACGGGCAGCAUUGCUGGAGCCCCAGAGGAUGAAAGAUCGCAGAGCACAGCCCCCCAGGCACCAGAGUGCUUCGACCCUGCAGGGCCGGCUGGGCUCGUGAGGCCGACGUCUGGCCUUUCCCAGGGCCCAGGAAAGGAAACCUUGGAAAGUGCUCUGAUCGCUCUAGACUCUGAAAAACCCAAGAAACUUCGCUUCCACCCAAAGCAGCUGUACUUCUCUGCCAGGCAGGGCGAGCUGCAGAAGGUGCUUCUCAUGCUGGUUGAUGGAAUUGAUCCCAACUUCAAAAUGGAGCACCAAAAUAAGCGUUCCCCAUUACAUGCUGCUGCGGAGGCUGGCCACGUGGACAUCUGCCACAUGCUGGUUCAGGCGGGUGCCAAUAUUGACACGUGCUCAGAGGACCAGCGGACCCCACUGAUGGAGGCUGCAGAGAACAACCACUUGGAUGCAGUGAAGUACCUCAUCAAGGCUGGAGCACAGGUGGAUCCGAAGGACGCAGAGGGCUCCACAUGUUUGCAUUUGGCUGCCAAGAAAGGCCACUAUGAUGUGGUUCAGUAUCUGCUUUCAAAUGGACAGAUGGAUGUCAACUGCCAGGAUGAUGGUGGUUGGACACCUAUGAUCUGGGCCACCGAGUACAAGCACGUGGAUCUGGUGAAGCUGCUGCUGUCUAAAGGUUCUGACAUCAAUAUCCGGGAUAAUGAGGAGAACAUUUGUCUGCACUGGGCAGCAUUUUCAGGCUGUGUGGACAUAGCUGAAAUACUUCUGGCUGCCAAGUGUGACCUGCAUGCUGUGAAUAUCCAUGGAGACUCACCCCUGCACAUCGCAGCCAGGGAGAAUCGCUACGACUGUGUUGUCCUCUUUCUUUCUCGGGAUUCGGAUGUUACUCUGAAAAACAAGGAAGGAGAGACUCCCUUGCAGUGUGCAAGCCUCAGUUCGCAGGUGUGGAGUGCAUUGCAGAUGAGCAAAGCACUUCGGGACUCAGCCCCUGACAAGCCCGUUGCUGUUGAGAAGACGGUGAGCAGAGACAUCGCUCGAGGGUAUGAGCGCAUUCCCAUUCCCUGUGUCAAUGCUGUGGAUAGUGAGCUGUGUCCUACCAACUAUAAGUAUGUCUCCCAGAACUGCGUGACAUCCCCCAUGAACAUUGACAGAAACAUCACUCAUUUGCAGUACUGCGUGUGUGUAGAUGACUGCUCCUCUAGCACCUGCAUGUGUGGCCAGCUGAGCAUGCGCUGCUGGUAUGAUAAGGAUGGCCGACUUCUGCCUGAGUUUAACAUGGCAGAACCACCCUUGAUCUUCGAGUGCAAUCAUGCCUGCUCAUGCUGGAGGAACUGCCGCAAUCGUGUGGUGCAAAAUGGUCUCAGGGCAAGGCUGCAGCUUUAUCGGACACAGGACAUGGGCUGGGGUGUGCGGUCCCUCCAGGAUAUCCCACUGGGCACCUUUGUCUGCGAAUACGUAGGGGAGCUGAUUUCAGACUCUGAAGCUGAUGUUCGGGAAGAGGACUCUUACCUCUUUGAUCUCGACAAUAAGGAUGGAGAGGUAUACUGCAUUGAUGCUCGGUUCUAUGGGAAUGUCAGCCGGUUCAUAAACCAUCACUGCGAACCCAACCUUGUGCCUGUGCGAGUGUUCAUGUCACACCAGGACCUGCGGUUUCCCAGGAUUGCCUUCUUCAGUACCCGCCUGAUUCAGGCUGGGGAGCAGCUGGGGUUCGACUAUGGGGAGCGCUUUUGGGACGUCAAGGGCAAGCUCUUCAGUUGCCGGUGUGGGUCUCCCAAGUGUCGGCACUCAAGCGCAGCCCUGGCCCAGCGGCAAGCCAGUGCAGCCCAGGAGCCUCAGGAGAAUGGCCUUCCAGAUACCAGCUCUGCAGCCGCUGCUGACCCCCUAUGAAUUGCCAGUGUGGCUAGUGGGACCCUCAAAAUGAGAUUCUGGUGACUGCAAUUUAGAGAGGAAGAAACUCUACAUAUGUCCAAGAGGAGCUGGAGGUAUGGACACCUCUCAGGAAUGUUCUGGGCCCGAGGUGUUCAUUUAGCUGGCCCAGUGCUCAGGCCAGAGCAUGCCUCUGGGCCUGCACCUCAGAGACCUGGGACUCCAUGUUGCAUAACUUGUGAGUUACUGGUGGUGACUCUGUGCUGCAGCACUUCCCACGUCUCCCUCUGGUCUCUGAAGCCCUUGCUCCACUGCCAGUUUUGUUUGUAUAAUGUCUGGUCACGCUCCUGUAUGGCACUCACCAAGGCCACCAUCACCUACAAGCUGCUCCGUUAGACCUGCUGCCCACAGCCUGUGUUGCUGGCACCAGCUCCCAUGUGCCACUGGAGGACACUAGCUCCCUUACAGCCUUGGAGAGUUUGGCUGACCCACCACUCAUUUUGAUGAAAUGUGGGUUUGCUUUUUAAAGAAACCCUAUAUCUAGCCCUAUAUAUCAAGCCUCUUACUGGUGUUUCUUUGCGAGGAAGCAGGUUGGUGUGUGCAGGCAGACCCUGUACUGGCCCCAGCCAGUUCCGUUGACGCAGGCACCUUUUGUUGAUUUCUAAGCCACACGCUAUGAUGAUGAAUAAACUCGUUUGUUUUUUACCAUUACUGAACAUUAGGACAUCAAAGAAUAAAAACACAAACACAGACAACGGUGCUGAAUCUGGUGUGGUCUCUACUCACCACAUGAAAAUAAACUAUCAACUGUAAAAAAAAAAAAAAAAGAACAAAAUGAUUUUAGAAUAAAGUGCAGGAAAAACUUUUUUAAAAUGUUAGUCUUGUAGCUGAAUAAAUUUGCCAUCACCUUUUGUGUGGUGGCCGGGCAGGUCAUGUACUUUUUUUUGGCAUAUACCUUUCUAAAUACUGUAAUUAGUGCAGCGACAGUGGGUUGGUUUUUUGUUUUUUGUUUUUUUUUUUCCUUUUGUGUGUAUGUGUGUGUGUGUGUGUGUGUGUGUGUGUGUGUGUGCGUGACUCUUCUAAAACAUUCAUAAUGCAGUCAUGUUUAUUUUUUUCUGUUAAAAUGUUUUUUGACAGUUUUAUGAGCAGUCUUUUGGCUCAGACCAUUUCUUGUUCUGUUUUCAAUGAAAUCAAUAAAAAAAAAA
This is a messenger RNA of Mus caroli (Ryukyu mouse), 6427 nucleotides long. NCBI's taxonomy places the organism in Eukaryota, Metazoa, Chordata, Mammalia, Rodentia, Muridae. The record is from RefSeq and is a predicted model, not a curated record.